This is a messenger RNA of Rhipicephalus microplus (southern cattle tick), 6810 nucleotides long. RefSeq names its product unconventional myosin-IXb-like dachs (gene dachs). Lineage: Eukaryota; Metazoa; Arthropoda; Arachnida; Ixodida; Ixodidae. Gene Ontology annotation, cellular component: cytoplasm; myosin complex; actin cytoskeleton. Gene Ontology annotation, molecular function: actin filament binding; cytoskeletal motor activity; ATP binding. The record is from RefSeq and is a predicted model, not a curated record. Gene Ontology annotation, biological process: actin filament organization.
AUGCACUUUGGCCGGGACCAGUUUCGUGACAAAUGCAUUUGUUCUCUCGCAGAUGCGUCCUCGUCCAAUGAGGCGGUGCACCUGCAGCAGAGGCUCAAGAGCCUCAGCUGCGAGCUUGUGACCCUGCGCAACCGGCUGCACGUGACUGAGGCCGGGGCAGGUGGUGCGCCGCCGCCGGCCUCGUCAGUGCUGCAGGAUGCCACCAAGGCAGCUCGAGUCACACCGGGGCCCGGCGGCCUGCCAGCAGUCGCAGCCAUCUCUUCUUCGGCCACCAGGGAUCCCUGCAUGCUGCCCGUCGGAGAGAGCAAUCACUCCCAGGGAGGCCCAGUGCUCAAGGAUGCCAAGCCUCAACUUUACGUGCCAGGUGACGGUGCUAAACUACCGCCGUGCAAAACCAGCCCCAUCAUUCCACCUGCAGCCGGGAUGCACAACCAGGGCGGCACUAAGUCCUGCGCUGAAGUGCGCGAUCUCAUCCACCUAACGGGUCCACUCACUGAGGACGCUGUGCUGAGGACACUGCACGCGAGGUUCUUCUGUCGGGAGUACUUCACCAAUGUGGGGCCCAUCCUAGUGUCGGUGAACGCGUACCAGGACACGGGCAACCCGCUGACACUGCGCAGUGCACACGCAGCCUCCCGGUGCCCACAGCUGCUUCAGGUGGUACACGAGGCGGCCAGACAACAGGCCGAGACCGGGUACCCGCAGGCCAUCAUACUAAGUGGCGAGAACGGCAGUGGCAAGACGUACGCAUCCAUGGUUCUCCUGCGGCAGCUGUUUGACGUGGCCGGCGGUGGAUGCGAGACAGAUGCCUUCAAGCACCUGGCUGCCGCCUUCACUGUGCUGCGCUCCCUGGGAUGUGCCAAGACGCAGCAGAAUGCACAAUCUAGUCGAAUCGGUCACUUCAUUGAGGUGCAAGUGACCGAUGGUGCCCUUUACAGGACCAAGAUUCACUGCUACUUUCUCGAUCAGACGAGAGUGGUGCGACCGCUUACCAACGAGAAGAACUACCACAUCUUCUACCAGAUGCUUGCCGGACUCAACCAGGAGGAGAGAGGAAAGCUGCACCUUGACGGGUACUCUGUGCAGAACCUGCGCUACCUGAAUAGAGGUGACGUCAGCCAGAACGAGGCACAGGACGCCACACGUUUUGAAGCCUGGAAGACUUGCCUGUCGGUGCUGGGCAUCCCGUUCCUGGACGUAGUGCGCGUGCUGGCGGCCGUGCUGCUUCUGGGCAAUGUGCAGUUCACCGCAGACUCGGACCACCAUCAGCUGGAAACCAAGGGUGGCGAGGUCAAGGCAGUCGCCUCCCUGCUCGGAGUGGCCAGCGGAGCCCUCUUCCAGGGACUGACAUCGCGCACGCGCUCCGUUCGCGGCCAGAUUGUCAAGACCACCUCGGACGCUGGCACGGCGAGCCAGACUCGUGACGCACUGGCCAAGGCCCUGUACUGCCGCACCGUAGCCACAAUCGUGCGACGAGCCAACAGCCUGAAGCGGAUGGGGUCCACCUCAGGAACGCUCAGCUCAGACUCCAACGAGUCUGUUCAUAACCACACCGACACCGGAAGCCAGCAUGCGUCGACAAUCGGCUCGAGUGGUGCCAAGUCGUCCAAGUCGAUGAGCGUGCUCAACUCGGCAGUGCGACACGCCACUGAUGGAUUCAUCGGCAUACUCGACAUGUUUGGCUUCGAGGACGUCAAGUUGAGUCAGCUGGAGCACCUGUGCAUCAAUCUGUGCGCGGAGACAAUGCAGCACUUCUACAACACGCACGUCUUCAAGAGCAGCAUGGAGGCGUGUCGGGAGGAAGGUGUCCUGGCCGACCUUGAGAUUGAGUACGCCGACAACGUGCCCUGCAUCGACCUCGUCUCUUCAUUGCGCACGGGUUUGCUGAGCAUGGUGGAUGUGGAGUGCUCAUUACGGGGUACGCCUGACACAUACGUCCAGAAGGUCCGCAUGCAGCACAAGACUAGUCCCAGGUUCUUUGAAGUCAAGUGUGGUGGCGUGGCGUUCGGCAUUCGGCACUAUGCGGGCAAUGUGACCUACGAAGCAUCGGGGUUUCUCGAGACCAAUCGGGACGUGGUUUCCGACGAUGUGGUGGCCGUCUUCCACCGCAGCUCCUGCGCUUUUGGCUUCGCUACGCACCUGUUCGGCAGCGAGUUGAAGGCGCUGUUCGCUGAUGGCGUCGCUCCUCGUGGUGUCUCCUUCAGGGUGUCGCCGACAGCGCACACAGAGCUGCAAAAUGGCGAUGAGCCCGUGUCCACACUAACCCAGGACUUUCAUACGCGACUGGACAACCUGCUUCGGACAUUGGUGCACGCCAAGCCGCACUUUGUGCGCUGCAUACGGGCCAACAAGCACGAGCAAGCCGGUCACUUUGAACGCACUGUGGUCAUGAAGCAGCUGAGGGCGUUGCAGGUACUGGAAACCGUCAACCUAAUGGCUGGAGGCUUGCCCCAUCGCAUGCGCUUCAAGGCUUUCAACGUGCGCUACCGCCUCCUGGCUCCUUUCAAGAUACUCAAGAAGACUGACGACAAGGCAGUCGGAGAUUGCAAGCUCAUCCUGGAGCACUUCAGCCAGACAAUCGCCAAUGUCAAGCUCUCCAAUGCCACUGUCAAUUGGGCUUUGGGCAAGAGGCACAUCUUCCUCAGUGAGAAUGCCCGGCAACAACUGGAGCUCUUGCGCGAGGCGCGGCGUCACGCAGCUGCCCUGCUCAUCCAGGCAGUGUGGCGUGGUUGGCACCAGCGGCUGCGGUGGCCCAGUUUACGCCGGAGUCUACAGCUGCACGGAAGGGUUGCCAACACGAGGUCACAGCCAGCGGCACCGCCAGCAGGGGUGGCAAUACAAGGCCGCCCUCGGCCUCAGCCGAUCUCGGGAACCCCUCCACCGGAAAUGGAACGAUGUGACGCCAAGACCAUCCAGCAGACUUGCUCCCUCUUUGGUCUAGAUUUGGAGAGACCACCUCCUGUGCCACCCAGCCGUCCAUAUACCGUGAGUGGCAACACGAAGCUGGGCUACCCCCAGACCCGAGUGAUGAAGAUGAACUACCCUGAAGAGUCUGCGGGUGAAGUGAAACUGCCCAAAAGUGAAACCGUGGUUGUUGUGGGCGCCUCACCACAGCGCGGUCACCUGCUCGUCGAAUACAAGGGGCAGACUUACCAUGUGCCAUACCAGUUCCUUGAGCUCAAGCCAUCCCAGCCUAGCAAUCCAGGCAGCAUCAGUGGGCCUCCUGCAUCCCGAGUCAACAUAUAAAUUUUCCUGAGGAGCAGAACUACUUAGAGCGGUGGUGCUCACUCUGACAAAUUACACUGAAGACUGUCGUGUCAUAACAUUCUGGUUUCAUCAGUGGAACUGUGCCUAGCUCGUUACUUGCUCACCUGCCAGCUAAAGUUCAGUUUGAUACUUAUUAACCACAUUGCUAUCCGAGAUUAUCAGCCGAACAACAGUAGGAGGCUCAUUGGAAACUGUUUCCUCCACACUGAUUCUCAAGUGUAGAGCAUUUAUUGUAGGUGCUGUUUGUGUCAGCCACUAUCCGCUUGCUGUUACACGGUGUUGUAAUGCAGUUGCUGAUCCUGUUCUCUUUCGGAUGAGCAGUUUUGAGUGCCUUCCAUCAGCAUCAAUGCCACAGUGAUGCCUGGACCUAAAGGUGUCAAUAUUGAUGAAAGGACCUCAUUUCUGCCAAGUUCAGCAGCAUCACCAGUUGUCUACAAGACUGUAUACGAACAUGAGAAUUGUUGCCUUAUGAGCAUCACUAUAAGGCAAUUAAUAAUGUGCAUCAUCAUCAGCAUCAUUAGAUUGACCUGCUUUAUGUAAACUCCAUGGUGAAGGCCGCUCCGAAUGAUCUCUAAUUUAUCCCAUCUUGAGCGAACUGAUUCCAUUUUAUGACUGGGAACUUCAUGGUUUCUCCAUUUUAUCUAUCUCACUGUAUUCACUUAAGCUCCAUCCUUCAGUGUCCAUUUUGUCAUUACCAGCAGCCAUCUGUCCGUGACCUGCCUUGCCAGGUAUACUGGCGGCUCCUCCUCCUUGUUCAGUAUUUCCUAUUCUGCUCUCGUUUAGUCCCCAUGUGGAGCUCUUAUUAAAUUUCUCUGUUAAUUAUCACACACAGUGGCUGUAUAUUUGCUUUUUUUCCUGCGAUGCUAAAGUGCCUGUCCAUAAAAGCUCCAGUCCAUCUUUAUUUUUUGGUGAAUUUGAAUAGGCUCCCUACUUAGUAAACAUACUCUUGUAUAGCGGGGAUGCCACUUUAUAGAGAGGUUUCCAGUUGUGAACUCUCGCGAUACUAAUAAUCAUUACCUUUGUUUCCAUAGUAAUGGUAAUGUUUGCCCUACUUUAGCAUUUUCUCAGUUUAGGCCUCCGGUCAUUUUUUUUAUCCGCAGUCCCCAUUGGUGUCAUCUACAAAUCGUAGGCUGGCGAGAUAUUUUCCGUAAGCACUUAUUCCUGUUUCUGCCCAGUUUGGAUGUUUCAACACUUUCAAGCAUGCAUUGAAUAAAGUUGGGGAAAUAAUAUCUUCUUCUAUGCUCACUACGGGAAGAUCACUUAUAACUAUACAAAUAAAAGCUUUCAGUCUCUCUCUGACCGCUUUCUGUUUCACAAGUACUAGAUUCUUUUUCUGGUAGCUGUACAAUCUUUGUAGAUGGUGGCUAGGACAUUCAUAUCUUUCAAGUACUCCUUGGUCACUUCAUGCUUCCGUGAAUAACCUUUGGAAUUUCUAGUGAGUCAAAUGUAUCUAUUCAGUAUAUGGAAGCUGAAUAGAAGGCCUGGUUGUAUUUAGCAGAUAUCUGAAUUUUGCGAUUGAUUACAUGGUUUUUAUCUAUCGUAGAGUAUCCUUUCCUGAUACCUGCUUGUUCUGAAAGUCUGUUGAGAUUGUGCUCCAAUUAUCUUGUAUGCAGUUAUCUUCGUAAAUAUUAGUAUACAAUACUGAAAUUAAGUUGAUGGGUCUAUUAUUCUUGAAGUCUCCUAAAUCUUCCUAUGAUUUCAGCUCAGUGGCACAUAUGUUUUGAGACAUUCAAUUUAACAGGGUAUCACAAGUUUCUUAAAUAUAAAACACGCUCACCUCUUGCUCAACCGACUGCAUACCGUCCUCUUCAGCAUUUUUGCAUUGGGCAUGUUGGCUUGUGACCUUGUAACCUCAGUUAAGUGUAGUCUUCUAUAGCUUUACUUUAUCGGGUUCUUGAUGUAGUCUAGCUUGCUGUAGUUUUUCUUAGCCUGAAAACCACUUGUGAAGUGCAUAAAAAGAAUGUCACUUCACUUGAUAGAGCCUUGCAUAGAACGUUUCCAGGUUCAGAUUCCAGUGGUGAGCUGUUCGACUCAAGACAUUAUUAUCAUUCUCCGCAGCUUCUCAUGUUCAACUGCUGCUAUGGUCAGUUGUUCAGUGGCUGGGAGUGUCUGUGGUUAAGUCCUGAGGUUCAUUUGUGAUCUUUUAGAAGAAAAACCCUAAUGGAAGACGAACUUAGGCGAUACGAGAACACGGGACUGACAAUACUAAGCUACGUUUAUCUAAGCAUUAUUUGGGAAGCGGUUGCCAGAUACUGUGCCAAAGAGGCCAUAUGUGAUGGAGUUGUAGCAGGAGGACCUUGGGCUUCUUUGCCAGCCCACAUGUCACUUACAAAGUUGGGGCGUGUAUUGCUGCCAAAAUGUGAUUGGACAAAUUUAUUGCGCCAUCUCAGUUUAAAAAAAGUUCACAGGAAUGCAAGAAGACUGCAGUUUCCAAGAGCAGCCGUGGUCGUCCCUCGCCACACUCUGCUCCGGCCCGGAGAUAGCUGAGAGGCCAAGGGCAGAGCUAUCUUCUCAACCAGAGAGGGCCAGAGAUGGCACCACGGUAACCAUAGCUCAGGAGGGCUAUUAUGCCGCUUCAUGCGUGGUCGUUUCGGGGCCAGGGACGCCGCUCGAAGUAAAUGAAAAGAGCAAACACUGUCUCUGCUCUAUAACGAGCAAAAAAAUAAAUAAAUGAACAAAAGCAUUGAACAAAUAAUGCAGAAUUCUGAUGAUACAGCCGCAGAUAUCAGUGAAAAAUGAUCAAUUCACUGCCCCUAUGUUCCGCAAUAGGCGCUUGCUUCAACAUUAGGACACGUGGCAUCGUGCAUAUAUUCUUUGCAGGAACAAAAAUAACCUAUUAGCUAUAGUAUUACUGCAGAAAAACAAACAGUCAAUAUGUGUCGCAGCGGUCACGUUUGAUGUACGCUACAUCAUAGAGGCACAUGCACUGUGUGGGUCAGUACGCGUUAAACAACAUCACGUUGGCGAAAUCUCUGGAGCCCUACUACAGCGUACGUGAUUCCAGCUCAUAAAACCCUGGAUAUUCUUAUUAACAAGUGCAGAAAUCUCACGGGGAGAAGACAGCACACGCAGGCAGGGAUGGUUCAUAGAAAAUUACCAACUCAGGGUGAGGAUGAACUCAAAAACAGCACAUUUUGUUACAGUGAUGUAGAGAUGCAUUUUAUUGUGGUGAUCUAGAGGUGACCAGCUGGCACACAAACGGGUUGGGCUGAAUCGCCUGACAAGCAUUUCAAUAUCAUUGAUGUUGCGAGGGAGUUGGGUGUAUUGAAUAGGCAUAAGUUUGCCCGACUGAGCUAGAAUUACAGUCAGUUGUUCGACAAGUUCCCCACUCUUUCAAAGAUGACGCGGCUGGGAACAGUAGCAUAGCAGAAUUAGCUCGCGCCAGUUGCGGAAUCAUUUGGCUUAGUAGCUGCCUUACUUGUAAUGAAAACUUCACAAAACAUGAUUGUUCUCAGCCCGUCAACCUCAACCUUGUGUUAAGCUCAGGUUAUUGUUGGGAAAGGCACUAUCGUUCUCAAAAACUAUAUUGAUCAAACUUGUGGG